AAAACAUUUUUCAGUUGUUGUUGUGUGGGGAUACCGAGCAUUCAAGCGUUGAUAUUUGACGGUGUUUUUCGUUUGUGUCUAUUGUCGUCGUCGUUUCGUCAAAUAAGAAAACAACAGUACACUACACUGCUUCUUUGCGACGGGCAUGAAGAAGUAAUGCAGACAACAACCUCUCGAGUUACAAAAUUAGGAUAUACAAAAAUUCCGAGUUUUUUCGUUGUGCCAAAAGGCAUAUUUUUAAGUUAAUAAAACAAUCGCCGCCGUGCUGUGUGUAAAAGUGAAACUUAUAAAACAAGCAUUAUGCAAAAUCAUAAAAUGUCUUUAAUAACAAGAAAGCAAACACCUUCAAAAUGUCAUCACAGCAGUUCUCCUCGUUGUUGUUGGUAUCUACAACAACGUCCAUCGCAAAUUGCAUAUUCUUGCUUGUUGUUAUUUUUGGUCAUAUUCAAUACGAUUGAGGUCUCGUCGUCUUCGUCUUUUUCGGACAUUAACAAUAUGCCCACCUCCACAGCAAUGGGUGAGCAGCAGCAGCAGGAAGAGAGUGAUAUGUUUUCCACUGACGUUGAAUUUUCGCACAAAGAAGCAACAGCUGGUACAACAAAUCUAAAAGGAAAAUUAGUUUUUGCCCAUGUGAUCUAUCGCCAUGGAGACCGUACACCCAUUGAACCCUAUCCCACAGAUCCUUGGCGUAAACCGGAAUUUUGGCCCACUGGCUGGGGUCAAUUGACAAAUACUGGCAAACAACAACAAUAUCAUUUGGGACAAUGGCUGCGUAAACGUUAUUCCAGUUUGUUGAGUAAAACCUAUAACAAAGAUGAAAUUUAUAUACGAUCCACAGAUGUAGAUCGUACAUUGAUGAGUGCAUUAUCAAAUUUGGCUGGAUUGUAUGAGCCGGUGGCCAAAGAUGUAUGGAAUCCGGAUAUACACUGGCAACCAAUUCCCGUACACACUAGCCCAGAAAAAUUAGAUUCGGUCCUUGCUGGCAAAGCUGGCUGUCCCGCCUAUGAAUAUGCUUAUUCUGCGCUGUUAGAUUCACCCGAAUUCCAAAAACUUAACGAUCAAUAUGCCUACCUGUAUAAUUACCUUACCAAAUACACGGGUCGCACCGUUGACACAUUAGAGGGUAUACAACGAAUAAAUAACACCCUAUUUAUUGAAGAACUUUAUAAUAAAUCCCUGCCCGAAUGGACUAAGAAAAUAUAUCCAAGUGCCGAUAUGACAGCAGUGGCUGCAUUCACAUUUAGCAUUUCCACAUAUACACGUCAGUUGGCCCGCUUGAAGUCGGGUCCUCUAAUCAAGGAAAUGCUACAACGCUUUGUGGACAAAUCCAAGGGUAAAUUAAAUCCUGAUCGUUCGGUUUGGAUAUAUUCGGCUCAUGAUACGACGGUGGCAAAUGUUUUGAAUACUUUGAAAUUGUUUGAUGUCCACAGUCCACCCUAUACAGCUUGCAUUCUAUUGGAAAUGCGUUUGAAUGAUAAAAAUGAACCUUUCAUUUCGAUUUUCUAUAAAAACAGCACAGCUGAACCGCAACCAAUGCUUAUACCAGAUUGUGGCAUAGAAUGCCCUCUGAAUAAGCUCUUUAAUAUUUACAGUGAUAUUUUACCUCAGGAUUGGGAUAGCGAAUGUAAACUUUCAACUCUUAUGAUGACCUAUGAAGAAGCGAAUAUUGGUACUGCAAUGGGUAUUUUGGUGGCCAUCAUUACAAUAAUGCUCUUCCUGUCAUAUGUGGUUAUGGUUUACUACAGGCGACGCAGUUAUAAAAAUUAUUUCUCCUAUACACAGGUCCCCCCUAAAAAUGGCUCAGACAAAUCGCCCACAAAAACUCAGUUGAUACCCAAACGUCGCUCAUCUGAGGGAGAUGGUCCUCAUUUGCGCAAGAAGAAAUAAGUAGAUUUUAUGACACUGGUGAUAGUUAUUAAAAAUAAACAAAAAACUCAGCUUUACUCAAAUCAGGGAACAUCCAAUGAAUUUCUAAAUAGAGAUUUUACAAAACAACAAAUAUAUAUUUUGUGAAACAUAUUUAUAUAAAGAAAUGCGAUGCUUUAAACAGAAAACUAUGCUUCCUAGUCAAAAAAAAAA
This is a messenger RNA of Musca domestica (house fly), 2079 nucleotides long. RefSeq names its product prostatic acid phosphatase-like. Gene Ontology annotation, biological process: dephosphorylation. Lineage: Eukaryota; Metazoa; Arthropoda; Insecta; Diptera; Muscidae. The record is from RefSeq and is a predicted model, not a curated record. The coding region runs from base 301 to 1887 and encodes 528 amino acids. Gene Ontology annotation, molecular function: phosphatase activity. The transcript is spliced from 7 exons.